UACAUCUGAGGACUCUGAGCGCGAACUGUUUUUAUUUUUUAAUUUUAAACAUAAACAUUGUUUAAUCGCUGUAAGAAUAACGAUUCUGGAUCAUACUCCAGAGUACCUAUCUUCAUUUUUUCUUUCCUUCCUUUAAUUGCUGUGCAAGUGUAUUUCAGUUAUCAAUUUGCAUUUGCUUCUAUUGUUUUUUGUGUUUGUGUGUGAUUAAAUCAUGACUCGUGAAGAGUAUUUCGAAAAACUGGAGCAGUUAAUUCUUGAUGAAAGUGAAAUGGUUACAUAUAAAAUAGCUAGUAGAGAAUUAAAGAUAAGUGUGAAUGAAGCCAAACAAUAUCUACAAGAAUUUCUAGAUAACCACAACUCUGAAAAUUUAACUGCAACAUAUUUUCUAUCAGGGAUAUCAAAAAAGGAACCUGGAAAUCCUCUGAAGGUGUAUGUUGUUUAUAAAAAUAAUUUAGAAAAAUUCAAGGAAAGUCUGUCUGAAGUAACUAGCUGCCAUGUUUAUUGUGUCUGUAAAGCAGUAAAAGCGGAUGAGGGUAUAUUGUACAACCUCGAUGUACCUUAUAAUGAAAAUGAAGAAGAUAAUCGCAAUUAUGCAGUGAUUAAGCAACCAAACAUUGAAAUGAAAGCUCCAGUUUUGAGCAAGAUGACUAAUGGAAUUAAGAAAGAAGUAAAAGCUGCUAUUCCCCAAAAAAUGGGUGCAAGUUUCUUCAAAAAUGUUGCAAGUAAUUCAUCUAAAAAUAAUGAAAAAACUGAACCAUCUGAGAGCAUUGGUACUAAGGAAGCUGCUAAACCAGUGGAAAGCAGCAAAACUAAAACACAAUCUCCUGUUAAGAUAUCUAAUUCAGAGUCUAAACCUCAAAAGCUGAAUACUCUUGCUUCAAUGUGGCAAAAAAGUGAAAAUAAGUCCAAGAAAGGUGAAAAUCCAAAAGCUGAUGGGAAAGGGAAAACUAAAUCUCCUCAGGAAACAAAACAGAUGCCUAAAAAUAAUAUUUUAAGCAUGUUCUCAAAGCAAUCAGAAAAGAAAAUAGAUAACUCGUCAAAAAAAUCACCUUCAGUGUCAGAAACAGUUGAAGAAAGUGGUUCGUCUAAAGAAAUAUUUAGUAAAAGUGAAAGUCCCAUUAAAACUGAGAAAAUAAAUGAGGCAAAAUCAUCUAAACCAUCGUCUGAUAAAAAGAAGAAAAUUAAUCAAAGGCAAACUAAAGUUUCAAAACACAAAAAAGAUGAUGAAUCUGAUGAUGAAUUUCAACCAAAAAAGAAAAAACACCGCAGGAUAUGCACUUUUGAUGAUUCUGAAUCUGAGAGUGAAUCUGAAGAAAUUCAAGACAGAGUCCAAAGGAAUUUCUUGUCACCUGAAAAGCCAAUGGAAAUUGAUACACCUGCUAAAUCUGCUACUCCUCCAAGUGAUGAUGAAGAACCCAUACCUCCAACACCUCCAGUUAUAUCAAAUAAGGGUAAAAAGAAAGUUUGGAAGACUGUUCAGAAGACAUUUGAAGAUGAGGAUGGAUUCUUUGUAACAAAACAAGAAAAAGUGCUAGUUUCAGAAGAUGAUGAAGAUCCAGUACCACAUAGUUCAAAAAGUAAAGAAGUCAAUAAAUCAAAUCAAUUUACAUACAGAAAACAAGCUUCAUUGACUAGUUUUUUUAAGCAAAAAUGAGUUAUAAUUUUUAUAUGGGUUUCUAGGAAUCAUACUGAUGUAAAUAAAAUUGUUUAUAUUUUACUAAAUUUGUAUAUAUCUGUCAUUAACUGAACAUUAUUUUGGAAAUCACUUUUCAAUUCUGUAACAUUAAAUGUUAAUUUUAACUUCUAGCUUUU
Molecule: messenger RNA, 1812 nt
Organism: Argiope bruennichi
Lineage: Eukaryota; Metazoa; Arthropoda; Arachnida; Araneae; Araneidae
Product: DNA polymerase delta subunit 3-like
Exons: 14
Coding region: 212-1654 (480 amino acids)
Biological process (GO): DNA strand elongation involved in DNA replication; DNA synthesis involved in UV-damage excision repair; DNA replication
Cellular component (GO): nucleus; delta DNA polymerase complex
Molecular function (GO): DNA-directed DNA polymerase activity
Source: RefSeq, a predicted model, not a curated record